AUGGAAUUGAAUAUUCUAAUCUUGCAGGAAGGGAUUAGGAAAGGUGCAAAAUUAUCCGAAUCUAAAAGAGUAUUCACCAUCAUAAACGACUGCAAAGAGACAAUUUGGCCAGCCAUUAUCCCAGGAGAGAACUUCAGUGGUGGCGGUUUUGUUCUAAAACCAAGCCAAUCUAUAGUCCUAACAGCUCCAAUCAAUUGGUCAGGUCGAUUAUGGGGACGAACAGGCUGCAACUUUGACAGCAAUGGCAACGGAACGUGCCAAACAGGUAACUGUGGCACAUCCCUCAAGUGUGUCGGCUCAGGCGAAACCCCGGCUUCGCUAGCCGAAUUCACCUUUGCAGCAUUCGAUUUUUAUGAUGUUAGCCUUGUGGAUGGGUUCAAUUUGCCAUUAGCUGUUACGCCAAUUAGUGGUAAAGGAAAUUGUACCAUUGCUGGAUGUACUGGAGAUUUGAGGACUAAUUGCCCAUCCGAGCUCGCAGUCAAGGCCAGGGGGAAGGUUGUUGGGUGUCGGAGUGCAUGCGACGUGUUUAACACUGAUCAGUACUGUUGCAGAGGUGCUUAUGGAAAUUCGGCCGAAUGUCAACCUACAAAUUACUCAAAAAAAUUUAAGGAAGCUUGUCCCAAUGCAUAUAGUUAUGCGUAUGAUGAUCGUAGCAGCAUUUAUACAUGCUUGGCGACGGAUUAUGUCAUCACAUUUUGCUCUUCCAGGAAGCAACCCGUUUGCACAUAUCACAACAAGAAGCUCGUCUGCAGUGGAUCAAGGGGCUUAAAAUCAUUGAUCGAAAAGUGGGGCAUUAUGAUAUUCAUAUUGAGUUUAGCGAUUAAUUUCCUGAUGACCUUUUAGCACAGAACUCACAUAAUGGUUUUUGUUUUGUUGUUUUAGUACAUGCUUGUAACUAUGAAUCUAGUUAUUUCUUUUUGGCUUUCGUAGUUCAAAAUUGAUGGACUAGGUUUUU
This is a messenger RNA of Ilex paraguariensis (yerba mate), 955 nucleotides long. Lineage: Eukaryota; Viridiplantae; Streptophyta; Magnoliopsida; Aquifoliales; Aquifoliaceae. The record is from the annotation of a GenBank genome assembly.